Molecule: messenger RNA, 8908 nt
Organism: Labrus mixtus (cuckoo wrasse)
Lineage: Eukaryota; Metazoa; Chordata; Actinopteri; Labriformes; Labridae
Gene: grid2ipa
Product: glutamate receptor, ionotropic, delta 2 (Grid2) interacting protein, a
Exons: 23
Coding region: 596-6571 (1991 amino acids)
Biological process (GO): regulation of DNA-templated transcription
Molecular function (GO): protein binding
Source: RefSeq, a predicted model, not a curated record
UAACUGGUGCUCCAGUACUCGGGUUAACACAGCCGCUAUAAUCAGAGAAAUGUCCCUGGCUGGUACGCUGCACAGUUUCUGGGUCAGUCCUCAGCCCUCUGAGGGGGCCCCAUCCACAUGAGCAACAGAGAGCGAGGGUGGGAGAGAGAGAGAGAGAGAGCGGGUAAGGUAUUUAUAGAAAAAUGGGGCUUCGCUGUACCUUUUCUUGCAAAGAACCAUUUCAGAAGAGCGUGUCCCAGUUUUCUGAUUGUCGCUCAGCUUUAGGCUUUGGGCUGAGGCUGAGGCUGGUCUGCCUCACCCAGGAUGGAGAGCCUGACUUCAAGACCCUCUCCGCUCUCCGCCAGGCUCCCUCACCUGAGCUGCAGACUGCUGGUUCUCUGAUUGAGAACAAAGGGAGGCAUUGAACCUGAUAACCUACAGAUGUGACCUUAUAGGAACACUUGAUUUGGCCAGCUGGGUGGAGGCUUUUGGAGGCAGUGAGCUCAGGUGAGGAGCGGCUCGAGGGUGUCCGAGGGCACCCUUCAGCUGCGUCGACCUCCAGGCCGGGGGCGAAGGGAGGCUGGCCGGAACGUGCCCUGCCGCAAGCCGGGCAAGGAUGAGGCGUUUCCUGAGCAGAAAGGGCCGCUUCUCCCUGCGCCAGAGUAAGUCUGGGACCCGGAGUGCCUCCAAAGAUUUCUACCUCGGCCUUCCAGCCACCAAUCAGAACUGGCCCGAGGCGUUUGGCUUCCGACUGGGUGGCACUGGGCCCAGCUACAUCCUGUCCGUGGUGGAGGGCAGUAGUGCCUACCUGGCUGGCCUGCAGCCCGGGGACCAGGUGGUGGACAUCGAGGGCCAGGAUGUGACCAACCUCAGCACACCGGCACUCAUCGCUCUGGCUCAGACCCUCAAGACGGUGCCACCCAGCAUCGGAGUGGUGUCACGGCUCGAACAGAUUGACAUCACUCCUGGCCCUGACGGCCGGUUUGGCUUCACCAUCAUUGGAGACAGCCCUCUGAUGGUGGAGGACUGCAUGCCCAACGGUCCAGCUGGUCGCAGCGGCCUCAAAGUCCGGGACUACGUCAUGGAGGUGAACGGCAUCCCCGUGAAGCACCAUGAAACGGCAGCAGCCAUGAUCAAAGCGGCUCAGGGGCGGCCUCUGCGUCUGGGCGUGCUCAGCAUGGCGCGGCGGCCCAAGCGACUGAGCAGCAGCAUGAGGGUGUUGUCACAGAGCGGGGACAGUGUCAGGGAGAGUCGUGCUCACAAGGCCAUGGAGUUCAAUAAGAAAGUGGAGGAAGUGCUCGGAGAGGAGCCAGAUGUGAAGGAACAGCUGUUUGAGGUGCUGAAGCAAUACGCCGCUGAGAGGGAUGUAGAGAGUCUGGCUGAGGCCCUGCCCGACAUCUUGAUCACAGAGGAGCAUCAGCAGCUGAUUGACAGCGUCAGGAUCUUCAUUCCCAAGAAGCACCGGGAGCGUUUUGACGAGGUGGUUUCCCAGAGCCUGAUGAGCAGGAUCAAAGGGCGGAGCUUCAGCGACCCUAGCCGUAGCCACCUCCGCCGCAGCAGGAGCGAGGACCACCCCGAGCGCCUCCUCGUCUCCACCCGUGCCAGUUCAGUGCCACGCACCCACGCAGAGGAAGGCGGGGCCCCACCAGCACGCGGCAUGCGCAAGACCACCUCACUCAUAGCUGGGCACUCCAGCGGCAACACCACCAACUGCAGGACAGUGAGAGUAUGUAAGGGCAACAUGAGCUUUGGCUUCACUCUCAGAGGACACGCCCCUGUGUGGAUUGACUCUGUCAUCCCCGGAAGUCCAGCAGACAAGGCCGGUCUGAAACCAGGAGACCGCAUCCUGUUUCUCAAUGGGCUGGACAUGAGGACCUCCUCUCAUGAGAAGGUGGUGUCCAUGCUCCAGGGCAGUGGUGCCAUGCCCACUCUGGUGGUGGAGGAUGGUCCGCCCUCUUUCACCAUGUCAGAGCAGGACCUCGCGGGGGGUGGCGUUCCCACAGAACGCGCCCGCUCCCCUGUGCUCAGCUCCCUGCAGUGGGUGGCAGAGAUCCUGCCCCCAAGCAUCCGUGUUCAGGGCCGCACCUUCGGACAGCAGCUGCAGCACCUGCUGACCAUCCAGGAGAGGUACACCAUCUGCAAGGCUCUGGAGAACUUCUUCCAGCACAGGAAUGUGGACACUCUCAUCGUGGAUGUGUUCCCGGUGCUUGACACUCCAGCCAAACAGGUGAUCUGGCAGUUUGUUUACCAGCUGCUGACAUAUGAGGAGCAGGAACACUGCCAGAGCAAGAUCUCACGCUUCCUUGGAUUUAAAGCGCCAGUACCACCACCACCACCUCCUCCUCCCCCUCCUCCAGAGCCUGAGGUGGCCCCCGAGCCCCAUCGACGUAGCAGCUCCAUGAGGGUGACAGGGACCACGUACAGGAGCAGUGUGAGGGGCCGUAGCUCUGAUGACCUGGUCAUUGGAACACACUUGGGCCUGGGCCUUCGUUCAGAGCCCGUGCUGGAGGUAGGGAUGAGGUUGGCACCAGGAGAGAGACAGUCUGGCGAUGGUACUUCCCUUCCGGAAACUCCCAACAACCUCACCAAUCUGUCAGCAGUGUACGCUGAACUGGAAAACAUGUAUUCAUCCAAGAGGUCCAAGUCUCUGAAGAGUCGUCCUCCUCCUGCACCAGAGAGUUUGCUGGAUCUGGAGCCCCUCUCGCGCACAUCCUCCCCUUCAAUACAUGCUAACACAGGUAGCAGAAAGGGCCCACCACUGCCUACAUCCUGGCCGGAGCCCCUCCCAAGCCCCCCUGCAGCCCAGUUCUACUCGUCAGGUCUGACAAGUCAAACCAGUGGAGAUUCGAACCCUUACAUCAGCCUGGACAGCCCUCCCCCAUCUCCUCCAGAGCCCCCUGACUACCCGUCUAGUCCCCCUACCCAUCGCAGCAGCAAGCGCCGCUACACCUUCUCCAAACCACCACGCUCAGAAGACACAGAUCGCUUUCUGGAUGCGCUGAGCGAGCAGCUGGGACAGAGGGUGUCUAUCGUUGAUGACUUCCUGACCCCUGAGAAUGAUUAUGAGGAGGAUAUUGUGCAGAUGGACUUCCCAGAUGAGGAGGAUGAUGAUAAUGAAGAGGACUUGGUGGUGGACGAAGAGGAAAAUGGAGGAUUUGUGGCCCCAGAGCUCAGCAGCCCGAGUGACGUUCAAAGCAGCAGCGGAGAAGAGAAUGCCUCCUCCCUCACCUACUCGUCUUCCUCCGACCAUAUCCCUCCGCCCCCAAUGACCCCUCCACCACCCCCACCUGUGCAGUUCAAUGAUCCGCCUCCCCCCCCUCCAGCACCGUCACAGUCACAGCAACAACAGCAACAGCAACAGCAACAACAGCAGCAGCAGCAGAUAAACCCUAGCUACACCCCUGAGCAUUCCCCGAGAGCAUAUGUGCCAGUUCGCCGGAAAUCUGGCCCCCCUCCUCCACCUCCUCCCCGGAGUAAUCCACCACCUAAACGCCACUCCUUACAUAAGGUGUUGCCCGCAAGAGACGAUCUUCAAGUCCACGCUACCAUACAGGAGCUGAAAGCCUUCCAAGAACAGCAGGCUUACCAGGAUAGACACGCCUAUGAGGAGCAACAAGCAUUUAAGGAGAGGCAGGCGUAUGAGGAGCAGAAAGCCUUUGAAGAACAACAACUAUUCCAAGAGCAGCAGGCUUUCCACGAACAGCAGGCGAAACUUUUCAAAGAAAGGCAGGCAUAUGAAGAGCAGAAGGCAUAUGAGGAGCAAAAAGCUUUCGAGGAACAACAAAUGUACCAGGAGCAACAAGCCUUUCAAAAGAGACAAGCAUAUGAACAGCGCCAAGCCUACCAGGAACAAAAAGCAUUUGAACAGCGUCAAGCCUACAAGGAGCAAAAAGCACUCGAGGAGCUUCAAGCCUACCAGGAGCAAAAAGCCUACGAAGAGCGAAAAGCUUAUGAGGAGCGUCAGGCCUACGAGGAGCAACAAGCAUAUCAAGAGCAGCAGAUGCAGCAGAUCUACCAGAGCCACCAUUCGAUGCCUACCCAGCCAACGCAGCAGAAGGCGCACUCGCCAUCGCCUCUCCAACAACUCCACCAAUCCUUACCCCCGCUCCCUUCCCCGGACUCCAACCACCACCAUCCCAGCCAUCCUCUGUUGAUGAUGCGCCAAGCACAGCAGCAGCAAGCCCACCAGAGUCAUCACCAACGACGCCAAUCCCGUUCAGCCCCGUCUCCUCACCAGCCAUCGCCCCAACCGACAUCUCAUCCCAGCCAACAAGGUCAGUAUGCUGAGGGCAUCUACCAAAGCCAUCAGGGUAUGAGGUCCCAGCCCCACCAUUCUUCUGAGGAGAUGCUCCACCAGAUGCACCAAGUCCCAGUCCAUCAUUCCUCUGCUGAGGUGCUCCAUCAGUUGCAACAGACCCAGGGCCACCACUCGUCAGCUGAGAUGAUCCAGCAGAUUCAACAAGCUCAUUCCCACUACUCGUCGUCAGAAAUGCUCAACCAAAUGCACAAAACCAAGGCCCACCAUUCCUCCACCGAGCUCUUGCAGCAAGCGCAUCAGUUGCAGCAAAUGCAGCCCCACCACUCCUCAACUGAACUCCUCCAUCAAGCUCACCAGAUGCAUCGAGGACAACCACACCAUUCUUCCUCGGAGCUGCUCCAUCAAAUGCAUAAACCUCAGGCCCACUACGCCUCCACGGAGCUGCUCCAUCAAACCCAUCAGAUACAUCAACACAAGGCCCAUCACUCCUCCACAGAGCUUCUGCAUCAAGCCCCACCUGAACCGGCCUCCCUCCCAGUUCAGCUAAACCGGGACGGCCACUCCCAUCAGAGUCGAAGAAGUCUUAAAGGUCAACAACAGAUGCAGCAAGGGAGACACCAAGAGCAGCAGAUCCACCAAACCCAUCACCCCCAGCCCACAAAGCCCUCUCCUCAAAGACCCCACUCCAUCCAGCAGACCCACCACCACUCCAGCUCGCCUCAAAUCCACCAUAUCCACCAUAUGACCCCACAACCUCUUCCGCAGGACUACCAACAUCAGAUUCAUGUUAUCCACCCUCCCCAGCAGCCCAACAGACCUCAGCCCCUUCUCUCCACCUUUCAACCCCUCCAGCCACACCAACCCACCUUCUCCUCUUUCCAGCCUCUGCCUCAGCACCACCAAUCCCAACAUCAAGUCCAGACCUCCACCCAGGCCACCCGUCCGCAGUCCCAGCCCUCACAUCACCUGCUGCAGUCUGCACACCAGUCACAAACUCAGUCCCAACACAAGCAUUCCCACGGCCAACCCCAGUCCCUCCCCCACUCUCUAUCCGACCCAACAGAGCACCUGGAGCCACCACCACCACCUCCACCCCUGCCCCCACCCUGCUCCCCUCCACCGUUACCCAGGCCGUCGCUCUCUAGGAUGGACUCCAACCAUAUGAGUGUGAAGAGGUUGCGCUGGGAGCAAGUGGAAAACUCAGAGGGGACCAUCUGGGGACAGCUGGGAGCAAAUUCCGAUUAUGACAAACUGCAUGACAUGGUGAAGUAUCUGGAUUUGGAGCUGCACUUUGGGACACAGAAGAGCUCAAUGCCUACUCUGGAGCUGCCCCCGCUAGAAACCUUCAAGAAGAAAGAUGUCGUUGAAAUUCUGUCCCAUAAGAAGGCCUACAAUGCCUCCAUCCUGAUAGCCCACCUGAAGCUCUCUCCAGGGGAGCUGCGUCAGGUGCUGAUGAACAUGGCCACCGAUAGGCUUGAGCCGGCCCACAUCAAGCAGCUGCUGCUGUAUGCCCCAGAUGCAGAGGAGGUCAAAAAGUAUGAAGAGUACAGACAGAACCCGAGCAAACUCAGCGAGCCAGACCAGUUUGUGUUGCAGAUGUUGUCAGUGCCCGAGUAUAAGACCCGCCUGGAGAGCCUCCUCUUCAAGUGUUCCUUGCAGGAGAAGACGGAGGAGUUGAGGGGAGCGUACGACUGUCUCUACAAGGCUUCUCUGGAGCUGAAGACGAGCAAGAAGCUGGCUAAGAUACUCGAGUUUGUGUUGGCGAUGGGGAACUACCUGAACAACAGCCAGCCCAAAACCAACAAGACCACAGGCUUCAAGAUCAACUUCCUCACAGAGUUGAGCACAACUAAGACAGUGGAUGGGAAGUCGACGUUUCUACAUAUUCUGGUCAAGUCGUUAUGUCAACACUUUCCUGAAGUGUUGGAUUUCUCCAAAGAUUUAACCAUGGUUCCUCUUGCAGCCAAAGUGAACCAGAGGACUAUCACAUCCGAUCUGAACGACCUUCAAACAACUCUUCAGGAUAUUCGCUCAGCCUGUCAGAAAAUGCCCACGACGGCUGAGGACCGCUUCGCUGCCGUCAUGAGUAACUUUCUGGAGAACAGUCAUCCAGCGGUGCAGUCUCUGGAGUCCCUGCAACAGAGAGCGAUGGAAGAAUUCAGCAAAACUGCCUCUUUCUUCGGAGAAGACGGAAACUCCACCAACACGGAGGCUUUCUUUGGGAUCUUUGGGGAGUUCAUGGGCAAGUUUGAGAGAGCCCUCGCUGAGCGGCAAGCUGCAGAAAACCAAAAGAGCCCCAGAAGUCCACGAAUGGCCUCCCCCUUGGCUUGGUAACACUCAUAUAAAACACAUAUAUGGAGACGACAACAUGGCUCCUUCAUCGGACAGACUGUAUGCAAAUAUACUGUAUAUACAUGCAACCAUUCACACCUGAAACUCAGCGCACCAUUUGAGCAAAAAAAGACUGGUUAUUGUUUUUUUGAUCAAAAUGAAGGCGGAGCCUUCUGCAUCAGAGAUAAACAGUUAGCUUUAUAUCAGUGGUAUUAUAUGUUCUGUUUAUUCUCUCAAGAUGAAACUGAGUUUUUUGGAAGUCUUAAACUUAAAUAUUUAAGACAAAUACAUAAAAAGAAACUGGCUGUUAACGUACCUUCACCAAGUGAGACAUAGUGACUCUGCAACAUCUUUUAAGUUUUCUUUCUGUAAGAGUUCAGUCGUUUUAUUUAUAUUUAUAGCUAAGAAUAAGAAAUAUAUAUAUCAAAAUAAACUAACUUUAUCCUGAAAUAGAUAUUGAAUUCACAUCGUUCACAUUAGAGCCUGGCCUAUCAUGUUAUAUCUGUAUCUGCACAUGUGUUUUCCUUUAAAAGCAAAUAUGAUUUUUUUUUUAUCAAACAUGCAGAAAACAAUGCUAGGGGUGGAUAAAAAAAAACGUACAUCAUCACGCCUAUUUCUGAUGUAACUGUUUACAAUACUUCAAGUGCUGUCUGCAGCAUGACUUCUGAGCAGCAUGAUGCUGAUCUGCACUAGACUUAAUUCAUAUUCUAUUAUAAUGUUAAAUGUUUGGUAACACUUUACAUGAAGGUCACAAUAUUCACCCUUAACUAGCUGCUUAUUAGCAUGCUAAUUAGUAGCAUACUGGCUGCUUAGUUGUCAUUAUUAAGCGCUCAUUAGUACCUUAUUCUACAUGACCAGAGUCUAAAGCUAACAGGUUAUUAACUAAGAGUUUACCGUCCUAAUUACUGAUUAUUGAUAGUAAGUCAGGAAGUUGUUGAACAUGAAUUAUAAUUUUAACAUUAGAGGUGUGGGAAAAAAAUCGAAUUAUGUAAAAAUUUAGAUUCUUAUACAUUCAUAACUUCCAAAAAUCGAUUUAUUAUUUUCUGGCUAAUCAGUCACUCCCUGCUAAGUGCUAAUGCUAGCUCUUUAACUCAUUAGAAUUAGUGAAUUGAGUGAAAACUCUUAGUUAAUGAACUAUGAGUUAUAGACUAUGGUCAUGUAGAAUAAGGUACUAAUAAGCAGCCAGUAUGCUACUAAUUAGCAUGCUAAUUAGAAACUAGUCAAUGGUGAAUAUUGUGACCUUCAUUUAAAGUGUUACCAACUCCUAUUAAAAAUUUACCUGCUGAAUAAAGAGCAGCUCCCGGAGUGAAUGUGCAGAGCUGAAUUGUGCGAAAUCGUAAGAAAAGAGUCUACUUCUAUUUCAACCCUUACUUUUUCAGUAUCUGUUGUUUUUAAAAAUGUUUUCUUUAUACCUUUUAAAGAUCAGCUGCCAUCUAAAAAAAAUCCCAUUUUGGACGGACUCUUAUUUAUGUGCACUUGAAGGUUUGGAAGAAUCCUCUUCUCUUAGCUGACAUGUGCUAUAUUUUUGUAAGCUGCCCACCACAACUGAAUGUAACAUAACUUCUGACUAAGUGUAGCCUAUGUUCUCUAAUAGUUCUUUUUAAUUUACUGCAUUAUAUUUAUGCCUUGGUGUAAGAGCCUCAGAAUUCCUCCCAUGCCGGUUAUAGCCAUCCUAACUCUUUUUUUAAUGCUGUUAUUCUGUAUUCUGAUACUUACCUUCUGAUACUAGUAACAUGAAUAUGUAUGAGACGAUGUAUAGUGGGAAACUUGGCACCUGUUUUUAUAAAACAUCAUUGUAACGGUUUAAGGAUCAUUCUUGACUCGUACAAAGUCAUCAUCACAACAUUUACAGGAAGCAGAAGUGGGAUCACGUGGAGCUAACAGCGGGCAGCGUGCAAUAUGUGUUAAGCUGUGUUCCACUGUUAGAUAUUAUUCUAUCUAAAGUAUAGCAGACAUUAAUCCUUUUGCACUGUACAGACAGAGAGUUGAUUUAAAGAAAACAGAUACAGCUGCUCCAUAAAAUACUGUAUGAAGCACUUUGUUCAUCCUGUGUGUAAAAUGGACAGCCUCACCUCCUUUAAGUUUAGUGUAGCAGAGCAGAGUCGUUUAUGUUGCCGAGUCAAACACUACGCUUCAGGUGAUGUUGUUGAACGGGUAAAUACAUUCUAAUGAUAAAAACAAUGUACCCAAUUAGAUUUUUUUUUUUUUCCAGCUUAAAUUACUGAAUGUAAACCUCUUAAGCGUUGCCGUCCAAUUAAUGCCUAUAAAGUGUUAAGUCUGUAUUUUGUAUUGUAUCCUAACAAUGCUGACAACUAUAAAGAGUGGUGUAACAUCUGAUGU